Epinephelus lanceolatus (giant grouper) is the source of this 11725-nucleotide messenger RNA. The record is from RefSeq and is a predicted model, not a curated record. Lineage: Eukaryota; Metazoa; Chordata; Actinopteri; Perciformes; Serranidae.
CGUCUGUGCUUGGACGAGUGUUUGUGUGAGUGACCAUGUGAGCGUGCAUGUGCUACUUUGACAAGCCGAGAGGUAGUGAAGGAGAAGGAGAGAGAACAAGGGGAGAGGAGACGAGGAGGAGGGGGACUGGAUAUGGCCAUGUGGAUGAUGUUUUGGCACUGGGACUGUAGCUGACCUACGGAAGUGUGUUUGUGACGGCGAGUGUGUCUGUGUGUGUGUGAGAUGGGAUCCGCUCUGGGCAGAAGACAAGCUGCCCAGAGAAGAGAAAGGAAAACUAAAGAAGCCAGGAAGGCCAGACUCAAUAGUAAGGCAAACCUGAAGAAGUUCAUGGAGUAUGUGCAGCAGAGGAACACUGAAAAAGUCUCAAGGUUCCUGGAAAAAGGCCUGGACCCCAACUUCCAUGAUCCAGACACUGGAGAAUGUCCUCUGACGCUGGCAGCACAGCUGGAAGGAUGUGCAGAGCUCAUCAAGGUGCUGAAGAGUGGAGGGGCGCAUCUGGACUUCAGAACAAAAGAUGGCAUUACCGCCCUACACAAGGCCGUGCGCAGCAAAAACCACACAGCGCUUAUAACGCUGUUGGACUUGGGUGCAUCACCUGACUAUAAAGACAGUAGGGGGUUGACUCCUCUCUACCACAGCUCAAUGGUAGGAGGAGACCCCUACUGCUGUGAGCUGCUGCUGCAUGAUCAUGCACAGGUCGGCUGUGUGGAUGAGAAUGGCUGGCAGGAGAUACACCAGGCCUGCCGCUAUGGCCACGUGCAGCACCUGGAACACCUGCUGUUCUACGGAGCUGAAAUGAGCGCCCAGAAUGCAUCUGGAAACACCGCCCUGCAUGUGUGUGCUCUCUACAACCAGGAUAGCUGUGCACGAGUUCUCCUGUUCCGGGGGGCCAAUAAAGAGAUCAAGAACUACAACAGCCAGACCGCCUUUCAGGUGGCUAUUAUAGCAGGAAACUUUGAUCUGGCUGAAAUCAUAAAGGUCCACAAAGCAUCAGAUGUUGUGCCUUUCAGGGAGACCCCUUCCUACACAAACCGUCGACGUGUGACGCCAGGCACCCUGCCCUCGCCACGGUCCUUGCUCCGCUCUGCGAGUGACAACAACCUGAAUGGCGACCACGAUCACAUCCACGUUCAGGCCCCCAGAGAAAUUCGUGGCCGUCAGGGUCACUCCCCUGUCCCCUCACUGCGCAGUCUGCCAGCUCUUGGGCAGCAGCACAGCAGCCUCGGAGAGAGUCGUCAUGGAGAGAUCCCUGACAGCAGUCUCCAGAGUACAGGCAGCUCCAGAUCCUCCCAUUCCCGCUCGCCUUCGCUACAUCACAUGCAUGAAGACGACAAGCCAGUUCCCAGAAGGUCCCACAGCCAUGGCUACCCUCAUGGACACGGCCAUCGCGGAAGACUCAGCCCUGGCUCAGUGCAGCGAGACCCAAGCCCCCCUCAUCACACGCCCCCAGCACUGACGGGCCCCCGCGGGCCCAAACGGAAACUCUACAGUGCUGUCCCAGGACGUACUUUCAUCGUGGUCAAGCCCUACACGCCACAGGGGGAGGGAGAGAUUCAACUCAACCGUGGAGAGAGAGUCAAAGUGGCGGAAGACUAUCUGGACUCAGAUGCUGACACCCCGUAUGAGGAAGACGAUGAAAAUUAUGCCAAUGACAAUGAUGAUGAUGAUGAUGAUGUACAUAAAGUGCUGAGUAUAGGGGAAGGAGGUUUCUGGGAAGGCACGGUCAAAGGGAGGACAGGCUGGUUCCCGGCAGACUAUGUGGAAGAAGUUCAGAUGAGGCAGUAUGACCCACGGCUAGAGACACGGGAGGACCGCACUAAGAGACUGUUCAGACACUACACUGUGGGAUCCUACGACAACUUCACCUCAUACAGUGACUAUAUCAUAGAGGAGAAGAAUGCUGUUUUACAGAAGAAAGAAAAUGAGGGGUUUGGCUUUGUCCUGCGGGGAGCCAAAGCUGAGACGCCCAUUGAAGAGUUCACCCCCACCCCAGCAUUCCCUGCCCUGCAGUACCUGGAGUCUGUGGACGUGGAGGGAGUGGCCUGGAGGGCCGGUCUGAGGACAGGAGACUUUCUCAUUGAGGUAAACGGGGUGAAUGUAGUGAAGGUGGGCCAUAAACAGGUGGUGUCCUUGAUCCGGCAAGGGGGCAACAGGCUGCUGAUGAAGGUGGUGUCUGUCACGCGCAAACCGGAGUCUGAGGAGGUCGUUCGCAAGAAAGCUCCCCCGCCACCCAAGAGAGCUCCCAGUACCACCCUGACACUACGCUCUAAGUCCAUGACCGCUGAGCUGGAAGAACUGGCUUCUGCUCGGAGGAGAAGAGGAGAGAGACUAGAUGAAAUGUUGGCGUCCCAGGAGUCUAUGUUGCGUUCUCAGCCCUCGGAGGCAGAUUACAGAGCAGCUACUGUCAAACAAAGGCCUACCAGCAGGAGAAUAACACCAGCAGAGAUCAGUUCACUGUUUGAGAGACAAGGAAUGACUCUACAUGGCGGUCUUCAUCCAGGCGUUGAGAGAGGUCACAUACCGCUACCAAAGGGGAUGUCCAGGACCAAGUCUUUUGGUGCCACUGAGGAGGAUCGGCUGUCUGCCCUUGCAGGCGAGAACAGAUUUCCACGCAGUUCCUCAAUGACAGACACCCUCCGAGACCACUCACAGCCCCAUCCCAUCCCUCCACCUCCACAAACGGCACCUCCACCUCCUCCCUACUACCUAGACACUGGUCCUCCCCCAGCGUUCUGUCCCCCUCCUCCCCCAUCUAGGACCCAGAGUCAGGGCCACGAGCCUGGAGGACGCUCCAGCUUCAAGCCCUCCUCCUUGGACCUGCCUUACGAGGCCGCACAGCGGCAGGCCACACACAUAGAGAGACAGAAGAAAGCCCGCUCCAUGAUCAUCCUCCAGGACUCUUCCCAUCUACCUGUAGAACCUACAGAAAUUCCCCGUCCUUCUGCUGCUACUCCACCUGAGCGAAUCAAAAGGAAGGGUCGGGUUAUUGACAACCCCUAUGCUAAUGUGGGUCAAUUUAGCAUUGGACUGUACACACCCACCAAACCCCAGAGGAAGAAAAGUCCCUUGGUGAAACAACUACAGGUGGAAGAUGCACAAGAAAAAGCUAGUAUAGCCUUAGCUGCUGCCCACUCCCGAGAGAGCUCACCCUCAGGACGACACCCACAUACCCAUGGACACACACAUACCAGCCGUGCAGACUACUACCAGCAGCAGCUGAUGGCUGAGCGAGAGCGUAUGCGUGCCCAGGGGGAGAUGAUGUUUCAGGGUAAGGGCCCCUUCGCCGCUGCAAUAGCUGGAGCAGUGAAAGAUCGUGAGCGUCGCCUUGAAGAACGGAGGAAAUCCACUGUCUUCCUUUCUGUUGGGACCAUGGAGGGGGCGUCUGCAACCAGCUCCGACUCCCCCUCUCUGACUCAGUCUCACUCCAUCGAUGAACGGAUGCUCACCCGAGAGCUGGGACAGCUGCCACCCCCUGCCUUGGCCCUGAGCCCCUCACCUAGUGGGACCACCUUUAUUCAUCCGCUCACAGGAAAGCCCCUGGACCCCAACUCUCCACUGGCUCUUGCGCUGGCCGCAAGGGAGAGAGCACUGACCUCCCAGAGCCAGUCCCCAACUGGCAGCCCAGAGCCUAGGACUAAACAGGAGCGGGCAGGCCAGAGCGUUAUGUUCAUUGACCCUCAGACCAAAGAGUCUCCACAUGGGGAAGGGGCUCCCUCAACUCCCCCUUUUUCGCCUAAAAGCGCCAAGGCAGUGGGGUAUGGAGUUGGAUCCUCCCCAACAUCUAUUUUAGUUCCCCAGCCCACCAAACCACAGUGGGCCACAUCACCAUCACCUGUAUCAUUCCGGCAGGAGAUGGAGGCCAGAGUAGAGGAGCGGAAGGAGGAGAAGAGACUAGAGGAUAAAAAAAGUAUGUUGAUCAGUAUUAUGGAUACGUCGCAACAGAAAACGGCAGGGCUUAUCAUGGUCCAUGCUACUAGUAAUGGCCAGGCUGUCGGGGUGGGUCCAGAACUAGAACAGACACCUGCCCCAACAUCCACAGAGCCCAGCAAAUCUCCAACUCCACGAGCUAAAUCCCCCAGUCCCACGGUCUCCCAGCCCCAAGCCCAGCUCCAGGCCCAGCCUCAAACUCAGCGUCCUGCCAGUCCAGCCCAAGAGAAGAGUCUGGCUCAGGGAAGCUCCGAGGAGGAUGUGGAUCCAUACACAGUGACCCUGCCCCCAGCAAUGUUGUCCUCCAGUGAUGAGGAAACUAGAGAGGAGCUACGUAAGAUUGGAGUUGUUCCACCACCGGAUGAGUUUGCUAAUGGGCUGCUGGCACAGGCACAGGGGACACCUGUGUCUCCAACUAAACCUGCCUCCGUUCCCACUACCCCUCCAACACCCACACCCCAGACUCCCUCAACCCCAACAACCCCAACUGUGACCCCCACCCAGCCUCAGCCUCCCCAGCCGGCACCUCCACCCAGUGCAGCAGCUGUCUCAGGGAAGCCAUCUGACCCUCUGGAGCCCCCACCGGUGGGCGAGUCUGGCUCUGCGGCUGACUCAGGCGUGGAGGAGGCUGACACGCGCAGCUCCAGCGACAGAGAGCGAGACCACCAUCUUGAGACCACCAGCACCGUCUCCACGGUUUCCAGCAUGUCCACAUUGUCCUCAGAAAGCGGCGAGCCUGCCGACACACAUACCACGCACACCUCCUAUGCUGACGGGCAGACUUUUGUGCUCGACAAGCCGCCAGUGCCUCCUAAGCCCCGACUCAAGUCCCAGAUAGGAGGCAGUAAAGGCCCCGUCACCUUCAGGGACCCUCUGCUAAAGCAGAGCUCUGACAGCGAGCUGCUAUCACAACAACAGGCUGCCGCCCUGGCUGUUGCUGCAGCUGGAGGAGCUGGGCUGCCCUCAGGUGGUUCAGCCUCAGUGACUGGACUAGCCCCCACCAAGCCACGCUACCUCUUCCAGCGGAGGUCCAAGCUGUGGGGGGACCCAGUGGAACCUCGCGGGCCAGGGGUGGGGCUAGGUAUUGGGAGUUUGGGCAAUCUUGGUGGGCUGGGACUGGGACUGGGUGUAGAUGAGGGAGCAAAACCAUCUGUUAUGGGGGAGCUCAGUUCACGACUACAGCAGCUAAAUAAAGACACUAGGUCACUGGGAGAGGAACCACUGGGAGCAUCACUUGAUCCGGGGAGGAAGUCACCCGUGGCAGGUGCCAGACUUUUCAGCAGCCUAGGCGAGCUCCACACCAUUUCUCAGAGAAGUUAUGGCACCACAUACACCAUCCGCCCUGGAAGCCGAUACCCUGUCACCCGACGCACCCCAAGCCCAGGUUCAGGCUCACCUGAUCGGGGCGACCCUCUUGGACGAUUCUCAAGCUUCGGCCUACCGACCUCACCGACAACACCGCCACAAACCAUCCUCAAAUCCUCUAGCCUCAGCCUACCCCAGGAGCCGAAAGAGGUCCGCUUUGUAAUGAGGAGCUCCAGCGCCCGUUCCCGCUCUCGUUCCCCAUCCCCAUCACCUUCUCAUUCCCCCGGGCUGGGGUCACCACUUUUAGCCCUCCGGCCCUUCCACCAGAAACCCCUCCACCUCUGGAAUAAGUACGACGUCGGCGACUGGCUGGAGAGCAUCAAUCUGGGGGAGCACAGAGCAGGAUUUCAGGAACACGAGAUCGAAGGCUCUCACCUCCCAGCUCUAACUAAGGAUGACUUUGCAGAGCUGGGAGUGACGCGAGUCGGACACCGCAUGAACAUUGAACGAGCACUAAAACUGCUGCUAGAGAGCUGACCCCUGCCCUGAGACACAGCAACAGAUGGGGAGAAAGACGAAGAUAGAAUGGGCAAGAUAACAGUGUUGAUGAAAGAGAAAGGAUAGGGGCCGCUCCUCUUUUACUCUGGCUGCUUUUAUGUUCUGCAUCACAAAUGUUUACCUGUGUACCUUAGCGACACUUUAUGUUCCCUUUCUGCAUAAAUACCCUGCACUUGGCACUGCACUGAAGAGGAGGAGUCAAUACAUUCGUUCCCCUCUACUCGGCCCUUAGUGUCUGCCCACCUCCUUGCCUGCAGCCAAUUAGAUCAGACCUCAAAACAGGCUCUGGUCUUUCUUUGCCGAGGAGAAUCGCAUGAGCUCCAAUUAAAACAUUUGAUUUGUGAAAGCUUCAGUUGUUCCCUUAGUAACACCCACACUUUCUCUCUCACUAUUCCCUCCUCUCCUCUCUACCUCUAUCCCUCCAUCUAUUAGGCCUCUGAAAGCCUUUUGCAGUUUGAGUAAAGGAGGAGGAGGAAGAAUUUUUGUUCCAAACAGAAAGCUCAGUUGCCUUUCAAAAUAUUUAUACAGAGAUCAACAAUGAUGAACACAGGACUACGGACAUACUGCAGACACAGCUCUGAAAAGGUGUGUCUUCUCUAUACCUGCUGUAGUUUUUAAACCGAAGACUUUCGAGCCCAGAGGUGGAGCUCCACCAAGUAAACCACGGGAGAAAACCCCUCCGCCUUGGUACCCAGACUGUGCUAUCUAUUAUAUUUGGAGAAUGUUUAAUCAACACUCGUGGCUUUUUUCAUAAUCAAUUUUUUGGUUUUCCAAAGGGAAUAUUAUAUAUAGGUAUUAUAUAAUAUGAUAUAUAUGUAUCUAAAUAUAGCUUUCAGAAGAAAAGACAAUGUUGCAAAGAGGAAAUGUAAUAAAUUAAUCUUAGCCUGUUUUUGGUUUUUAGUAUAGAAGGCAGAGAGAAAUCUUUAAAUUUAUUCCACCAAUAGUUUACUCAUUUCUACCAAUUAUAUACAUAUAUAUAUAUAUAAAUAUAUAAAUAUAUAUUUGAAAUUUAAAAAAAGUAUAUAGAUAUGGAAAUGAAAUUUUUGUCAUAGGUAUACAACUUUCCUUAUGGUCACCCUUUCUUGAACCGUAGCAUGACGAGUUGCAUCAUGUCUUGGACAGAGAGUUUGAUGUUUGUUUUUAUUUUCUUACGGUCUUCCUUCAUACUAAAGGGCAUCCCGUAAUGUGAGGCUGAGACCCCAGUUGACACCCAUCCCUACCGCUUCAGCUACAGCUCUCACUGACGUGGUUCUCUGGCCCUACUUUAUCCACAACAGCGUACAGUAAGGACCACCUAAUGAGACAGCUAAUUGGUAAAAGGGGCUCUUCAUCUUUUGCCUGUUUAUCACUCAGGGAUGGAAGUUUGGGGCACUAGCAUGGAGAUGUUGUUGGCUGUUGUUUUAUCACUAUUCAUUUCAAUUCUUACCUGUGAGGACAAUUUAACACCACCACAGUCUGUAAAAAAAAACAAAAAACAAAAACAAACGUUAGUCGGCUAGUAAAAUUUCCAUCCCUGCAACCACUGAUGAUGCUUCUCAGACCAGGCUGCACAAGGUCGUGACAGAAGGAAACACUGGGAUGUUUCUCAUCACCAGUAGAGAGGAAAUUAUCUUUUUUGCUGCAGAAGGAAACCAAGUGUGUGUGUGUGUGUGUGAGCCUGGUCAAAUUAAAGGGAUAGUUUGGACUUUUUGAAGUGAGGCUGUAUGAGGUAUUCAUCUGCAGUCAGUGUAUCACAUACAGUAGAUGGCGAUCUCUAUGUUUCCUGUUUGGAGAGGCAGGCGGGAGUAUCACCACGAAGCUCAGCAAUGGACUGUCGUGGUUGGGGUCAGCAGCCAAAUGUAUUUCAGCCACUAAAAAAAGCCUACAUAUAAAAAAAUCAAUAUUAGUCUAAGUGGAUGCUAUACUGAGAAUAUUUCCACCGCUCUGUCUUGCCAUCAGACAGCCCUUUCCUUCAGCAUUACAUUUUCUCAGCCGUAGAACUUAUGUAUUCCUACGCAUAAGCACAACUGUGCAGCGCACUGUGUUACACUGUAGGUCAGCCUGAAAUGAAACAUCACUUUUCUAAAGAUUUUUUCUAAAGAUGUCAUGCUUGUUUUGGGGGGCUGCUCAAACAAAUAAAUGAAAAUAGUUGUGGCCAGUUACACUGAAUAUAGACAUCAACACACACAGACUGAGACAGCUCGACGUUUACACUGAACAUUUCUCUUAAGAGGAUUAUGAAAAACCGCUGCUUAAGAAGCCAGAGAGACACUUGCUGAAGAGCACGGCUGUACCCAACCUCCUGGUAAAAUUAAUACCUACAAAUAAAUAAAACGACUCACCGAACAACCUGUAAAGUGUGAAGCGCUGGCGGCAUCCGAUUUAGAAGGAUCAUAAGGUUGUGUUGUAACCAGUUCCAGGCAGCAGCAGCUCUCUGGGUCCAUGAGCACGGGUUUACAGUUUACACAAUCGGCUUGUGCUCUAUCUUUGCAACCAGUUUUCACACAAGUUUCGCCUCUCUUUCUUUUUCGGUCUGUUGCAAAAGUUCUUCUCUAUAUUCUGAUUUAUUAAGGUAUCCAUUUGUCCCCACACGACACUUGGUCUUUGCUAAUCACUCAGUUCUUUUAUUUUCUUGUGUUUGUUGUGUCUUCCCUAAACCACUGAACGUCUGACCCAAACUGCUGACCUGCAGUGUAAUACAGUGCACAGAGGACUUAAGUUUAUGGAGGGCUAAAGUUCUAUGGUUGAGAAAAUGUAGUGCCAAAGACAAGGCUGUCUGUCGGCAGGGUAAAGCAGUAAAAAUAUUCUCAAUAUAGUGUUAACUUCAACUGAUAAUGAUCUUUUUUAGGUAGGCCUUUGUGCAAGAGGUUAAAAUGUGUUUUGCUGCUAACCCAUCUGUGUCGCUACUCUCGUUUUUCUCACUAAACUGGGAGCAUACUGACCACCAUCUUCUGUGGGUAAUACACUGUCAAUGGGUGAGUACCUCACACAGCCCCACUUCAAAAAAUCCAAACUAUGCCUUUAAGCUUAAACUGAAGCAAAGCAAAUGUUUGUUAUCCUUAAAACCUACUUUUACCUGGAGUGUAAUCAACAGAAACUUGUCAUACACGGGCUGAAAUGAGCUAGAUGUAAAGUAUGUGCCCUUCUGAAAUGCCACUGCAGAAAAUGUGUCUGUAGUUUAUCAGGCUGUGGGGAUGGGAACGCCUCUGUAAGGUCUUAAAGGAAAUUCAGUAUUUUACAACCUGGCAGUGUCUUGGUACGUCGCUGCUUCCCUCUAUCUCUACGAUUUACUUAGUGAGUAAAGUAUUAUCAUGAACGGUGGCAGCCGGAACUCUAAAAAUAAGACCCAGGUUGUAAAAAAGAAACAACUGAAUUUUCCUUUAACAAUACAAAAUCUGCAAUUGUACUCAUGAGUAGCUUCUGCUGGCAGUGAGAAACAGUGAGUUUUAUUCACGCAACAAAAAAAGCAUUUUAUCCAUAGCUUUUCUCGAACAGACGGCCAGGUAAUCUUUAUUACCACUAAAAAAAACCUCCGUACAUCAGCAGCAACCAGUCAGUAUGCCAAGGCAGUUUCACUUGGUGAGGAGUUGUGUGCAUCUUUUUUUUCUUUUCUCUCUUUUAUGCUAGCAGUUUAUAAAAAAAAAACAAAUAAAAAAAGAAACGGGUGGUAAAUAUAACGUCGUAUGUGGGUUGUAGGAAUAGCACUCACUGCCUCACUGUGACCUCACUGAUUAUUUUACUUCUGACUCCAGUGUUACAGUUUGUCCUCAGACUCAUUUGGACUUUUUGUGUUUAUUGUUCUUUUUCUAUUACUUUUUUGUUUUUUCUUUCUCUCUUUGAUUUGUUACCCUCGGACACUGUGGGUAGAUUUUGUAGCGUGUGGAACAUGAUACUUAAAUCUUUCACUCAUUUGAAUUUUAGAGUGACAGAAAAAAAGACAGAAAAAAAUGAAUAUCCUGUCCAUUCUCAACGUACUUACACUUGUAAAAAUGAACAAACUACAAAAAAUUUCUUUUUUUUAAAUCACAAGCAAUGUAUAUAUGAUAGAUUUCAUAUAAAUUUUUGAAAAACAAAAAGUAUAUAGAUCUAUAUAUGAAUGUUUGGCAUAUAUGCAUAGUUAACCACCUGUGGAAAAGGUGAGCAGAUUUUAUUCUUUCUAUGAACUCUUGAACUUUUGAACUCUGAACUAUGAACUAGGGGAUGAUUUGCACAAAACAAGGUGACAAGGUGCUAACAUAAAAGCCACCCAUCGUCCAAGCGCAUGCGUGCAUCUGGAUUCCCCGAAUCUCUGUGUGGUCGUUCCUCUUCACCAUGCGUGUGUGACUGUGCGUGUGUGCAAAUGCUUGUUUGUUUCCAUUUUUUUGAGUGUAUCUGUGAGAGCGACGACGAGGAUGACAGUGAGAGCGCGUGUAUGGUUGAUUGUUAGGGUUCACAUCUUUGGAGCUAGUCCACUAUAGCCUUACUGUAUUACCAUCAGAGAUUCCCGGCAGUGGCUGUGUCACACAAACACGCACACACACAAUACAUACACACACACACACACAAACAGAAAAAUGCACACACAUUCAUCUUCUAUUCCAGAUUUGAACUUCAUUGUUCUGCACUGUUGUUUUGUACCGAGUGACGUCUUCAGAAAGUGGACUGCUCUGCCCAAAGGGAGAGACAGACAGACAGACGGAGAGACAGACCACCACAGGGUAUUGAACGAAACCAUUGUCACAUUUUAUAUUGCAAGACAACUAUGACUCACCUUGUAACUGUGUAGGUACAGCUUAUGCAGUGUCACUGUUUUGUACACACAUUUCCAGAUGGCAUUUGCGCUCCUUACCCUCCACUCUGUCUGGCAGCACUCCUUUUUCCUUUUUCAGACCUUCAGUUUCUGAGUUUUGGAUAUGCUAUGUGAGGUGAUCCAGUGAGGAACAAACAACACAAAGGAAAAAUGUGCCAAAAAAUAACUUAACUUUUAACUGUAUAUUUGUCUUUGCUUUAGGACUAUCUUAGUUACAGCAUUCUUGAGCUGUUAGACUCAAUAAUAUGGUGCCAUCUCCUGGAAAUCUUGAGAACUACAGACAUUUGUUAGAUCCUUCUGUUAUUAUUUUGUAAAGAAGCAGGCUAUUGUUUAUGAAUGUAAACAAUAGCCUGUGUAUAUCUACCUGUGAGCUUUGCAUUAACAUUUCUAUUUAAAUUUUGAGACAAAUCACAUCACGAUUGCUUGAUUUUACUGUGAUGAAGGUUAUUAUCCAGCUUGACUUACUGUUCCCAUAUAAAUACAAACACGAGGGGUGAACGUGUACAGUCUGGACUCACACAGGCUGGCCUGCUUAGAAGAAACAAUGCUGUAGUGAAUAUCUGGUCCAGAUGGUUGUGUAAGUUUACCACAAAUACAGAUGCAAAAUGCAACAUGUAACAGACUUACACAUCAUUAGGUCAAAUAAGUUCAGUGAAGGGUUAUCUUUGUCUUAUUUUCUAAUCAACAAAGCACAAUCUAAAUAGUGUAGGGGGAGCAGUGUAACCUUUUUAAAACCCACUGGGGUCUGGUCACCCACUGGAACCAGUGAUCUUAUCAUCAAAGGGGUUUUUUUCUUUCAUUGUUGGUUUUCUCCUUGUUUGCACUGUGAAGUUUAGAAUGGUGGAUGUAUCACUGCAACGCCUCAGCCUUGUCUCACAGGUGAACUUCCCCUUCUCAGCAUCUGCUGACCAGGCAAACCAUCUACGACUUCUAUCCCGGCAACUUCUGGACGCUUGGAGCAUUAGGAAUCCCCCUACAUUUUAAUACACGAAAGCCCUAGUCGAAAUAAAAGUUCACCAGAAGCUACCUAGUAUUCUUCAUGCAAACAGAGUAAGGGUGAUAGUGAAAGCUGAGGCAAGAUCUGAGAUGUUGCCCAGGAUAUCUCCACCACAGAGAUAUAUGUUUGUUAUAUUAUGUAAUAAAUUUAUAAUUAAAACAUGAACUUCA